CGCGCACGGUGCGCACUCCCGCAGUCCCGCAGUCUGGCAGGAUACGAACCGCACACGCACGCCGAAAAUCGAAGUCUUGCAUAACGGCAGCCGCUCUCCCGCCUCCAGGCACCGCCGCUAGAAUCACUAGUGCCCCCUUCAAAACACCAUUAGUGACAUAAUACCCACAUUGCUGUAGAUAUUUUAAAAUCGACGCGGUUUCUCGAUCUUAAAUCUUGUUUGAAAACAAACACUGCCUUUCUAUUCGAAUUUUCGAACCGUGACACAAAGGACUCGGUUCUCCAGGGCGACGCGGUCGAACUGCCAAACUUCGGCAAGUUUGCAACAACUCCUGCGGGAAUCAUUCAUCAUCGUAAUAUCGUAACAGAUUGCCGACAAGCGUGGGCAACACAUUGCAAAUUAUCGCAACAUACGAAGCGAAACGUAUCAAGAUUCAAGUAACCAACAUCAAGGACAUCACACAAGUUUAAUUUGAAAGAAAGAAGCGAAACAGAAACGAGAUUUGAAAAUGUCUCAGUCAAAUUACAAAUUGAUUUAUUUCAACGCGCGAGGCCGAGCGGAACACAUCCGCUUUAUAUUCGCCUACGCCGGCGUCGAUUAUCAGGACGAACGCAUCCCAAGGGAGAAGUGGUCAGAGCUGAAGAAACAAAUGCCCUUUGGGAUGGUACCCGUGCUGGAGAUCGAUGGUAAAAAAAUAGAUCAAAGCAACGCUAUCGCACGCCAUCUAGCGCAGAAGUUCGGACUCACCGGGAAGGAUGAAAUGGAAGCGCUGCAGUGUGAUGCACUUGUCGACACUCUGGGAGAUCUCAAACAAGUGCUCUGGCAGCUGCGGACCGAAACGGAUCCAAUUAAAAAGGAGGAACGCAAGGCGAAACUAAUGAGAGAGACGAUCCCCUUCUACCUCUCCAAGUUUGAGAAGAUUGUCGCCGAGAAUAAUGGCUUCUCCGUCGGCGAUUCUAUCACGUGGUGCGAUUUUGUAUUCGCCGUGUCGUUGGAGAACUUCGAGGCAAUUUUUGGUAAAUCUUCCCUAGACUACUACCCUGGAUUGAAAGCCCUGAAGAACAAGAUCUACGCUUUGCCGAGCAUAGCCGAAUGGGUGACAAAACGCCCACACACCGAAUCUUAAUUCGCUUCGCGCGCCUGCCAGCGAACAACCCCACCGUAAAUCAAUAACUAAAAAACAAAUGAGAACAAAAACAACAAGACAUUCAUCACUUCAAUCACGUGGAAAGACAUUCAUAUCUACACAACAAUCAGCAAAACGAACAAUAACUACCAUAAUUAUCAAAUGACGAAAGCUUGCGAGAAAUUAUCAAACACGUUACACGAAACAAUCGAGUGAGAUUAAAGGUUAAAGAUUAACUGCAUGAUGGACAACUGCCAUGCGUAGAAAAUAAAACACCGAUCAACAAAAAAUUGAAUUAACUAAGAUGGCACCGCUUUAACUUUUGCACAAGGUGCAAACAUACGUUAAAUAAGAAAGGUAGAAUAACAAAAUGGCGCAGAUCCUGGCGGCCAUUUUGUUUUGUCUGCAUUUGCAUGCAUAACACAGUGACACUAGAUAUUAAAUACGUAGAUGCAUUAUAGGUUAUGAUUUUGGUUUGCGUUUUAUAUGAUAAACAGCUAGAGCCGAAUGUUGUGUCUGAUUACGAAUACUGAAUGUUAUCAAAUCGAUGUAAUUCAAAUGAGUGUUGCGUUGUUUUAAUGUUAGCUGCGUUGCAUAACGAGAUUAGGAACAAAUCAAACAAAAUUCUUACACACAAACGCUUUAUAUUUGUUUGUUAGAUGAGUUAAUGCAUAAAAAAACAAAAAAUCAGAAAAUAUGUGAUGGAUUCAUCACGGAUCAGAGGAGACAUUCAUGUUGACACUAAAGAAUAUAUCUAUCAAUGUAAUAUAAACAGAAAAGACAAAAUAUAUGUGCUGUUAUAAAUGUAAAACAAUGUUGAAUGAUGUACAUAGGAACCAACAAAUACAUAUAUAAUUUCAAAAUGAAACAUAACCAAACUUAUUUCACCUAGUUUAUUUAUGCAAUCACUUUUAAAGUAAACGAUUCCGCUGAUGGAGUCACAAAAUACAAAAUAAUUAACAUUGGAUAUUAAAUAAGACAAAUAAUUACUGGAUGCAACACACUAGACACACUGUAUAUGUACAAAAAUCAAAACGGUGGCGCGCACGUUGAAUACCACAGACGAGAAGCUUUACUAAAAACAAAAACGCGUGCGACCGCCAUUUUGCAAUGACCUGGU
This is a messenger RNA of Dalotia coriaria, 2246 nucleotides long. RefSeq names its product glutathione S-transferase-like. Gene Ontology annotation, biological process: glutathione metabolic process. The record is from RefSeq and is a predicted model, not a curated record. Gene Ontology annotation, molecular function: glutathione transferase activity. The transcript is spliced from 5 exons. Bases 509 to 1126 code for a protein of 205 amino acids. NCBI's taxonomy places the organism in Eukaryota, Metazoa, Arthropoda, Insecta, Coleoptera, Staphylinidae.